This is a messenger RNA of Plasmodium falciparum 3D7, 1176 nucleotides long. RefSeq names its product ATP-dependent (S)-NAD(P)H-hydrate dehydratase. The record is from RefSeq and is a predicted model, not a curated record. Lineage: Eukaryota; Apicomplexa; Aconoidasida; Haemosporida; Plasmodiidae. Gene Ontology annotation, biological process: nicotinamide nucleotide metabolic process. Gene Ontology annotation, molecular function: ATP-dependent NAD(P)H-hydrate dehydratase activity; hydro-lyase activity.
AUGGAUGAAUUGGAUUCUUCGUUUGAAGGUUCAUAUGCUCAUGAGGACCUAAAGAAAAGGCUCUUAAAUAACGAUUUGUAUGCUAUCAAGGAUGUGAUUGUUCCGAAACUCCGCAAAGAUGAAUAUAAAGGGUGUUCAGGUAAAAUUUGUGUUAUAGGAGGUAGUGAAGUUUAUUCAGGAGCUGUAUACUUAUCUUCUAUAUCUACCCUGAAGAUAGGAGGAGAUUUAUGUUUUGUUAUAACUACUGAUGAAAAUAAGUAUCCUUUAAAAAGUUAUAGUUGUGAACUUAUUGUAUAUCCUUAUUUAUAUACAAAAAAAUCUGAUAUUAAAGAAAUUGAGAAUAGCCCUUUAGAUAAAUGUAUAAAAUAUUUAUUAGAAAGAAUAGAUUCUUGUGUUGUGGGACCAGGACUAGGAGAAAUAGAUGAAUUUACAGAAGAAUGUUUAAUAUAUAUACUUGAAAAAUUUUUAGAAAAAAAUAUUUUUUUAAUAUUAGAUGCAGAUAUAAUACAAGUUAUUAUGACAAAUAUGAAAAUUUUUAAUCUUAUUAAAAACUAUAAAAAUUGUUUAUUAACACCAAAUAUAAAUGAACUAAGAAAAAUGUUAACACAUUUAAAUAAUAAUAUUAUUAAUGAAGAUGUUAAAAAUAUAGAUUUCAAACAUCUCACUGUAUACAAAAUUAUUCAGUAUGCUCAUGCAUUAAAGUCUGUUUUGAAUGCUCCUAAAAUUUUAAUCAAAGGAUUUCAUGAUGUAUAUAUAAGCGAUCAUUUUUUUUUCGUCUUUUUUAUGAAGAGACAAUGUUUAAAGCGUUCUGGAGGCUUUGGGGACAUUCUCACUGGUAUUGUUUCCGUUUUUCUUUGUUGGGCAUCCAAAAUAAUAAAACAAGGAAUCGAAUUAAAGGAUAUAAUAAGUACAAAGGAAACAUUUCUAUCAGAAUCUUUUAAAGAUACUGUUUAUACAAAUACACAUGUACAAAACAAUGAUUUACUUCAAACAGUUGCAAUUUUUAAUGCUAGUUAUUUUCUAAAAUAUUUAUGUAAAAAAUGUUUUCGUAAAAAUCACAGAGGUCUAUUGGCUUCAGACGUUGUCAAUAGCAUUCCUCCGAAUUUUUAUCGCAUAUAUGACUUGAAAAAAAAAAUUAAAAAUAAUAAAAUUAAAAAUAAUAUAAUUAAAAAAUAA